This is a messenger RNA of Microthlaspi erraticum, 936 nucleotides long. The record is from the annotation of a GenBank genome assembly. Lineage: Eukaryota; Viridiplantae; Streptophyta; Magnoliopsida; Brassicales; Brassicaceae.
AUGAAGAAACAUCUGCUCCAAAGAACAGGAGAAUCCUUGUCAUCAAAUGAAGACAAGGGUGGUGAUGAACAGGACACCACAGAGCUUUCGAGAGAGAAGAAAGUGAAGAAGAACAUUUCAGAAGCAGAAGCUGAUUCUUGCUUUGUGGCCCGUGUUACAGCUUCAAAUCUACAAAAUGAUGCUCUGGCUGGAGAGAUUUCUGUGAUGAAAACGGCAAAAAAGCAGGAAGGUAUCUUUAUCUUCACACUAAUGGAAAACAGGAAAACACCUUCGCUUAGUUUCUGCCCUGCAGAGAGUAGAGGAGAAAAAGAAAUCAAGAAAGGGUCUCUUCCUGUAGAGCCUAGUAGUGGUAAACAGAUCAGCAAAGAAGAGAGAAAGAAGAAUCAUCUGAAAUGUAAAGAUUCAGCAUCACAAUGCCAAAACCGAUUUGUGACGUUAACAAUUACACAUGACAGCCUCAGAAAAGGUCGACUUCAUCUUCCACUGCCAUUCAUGAGAGAAAAUGGUUUGGACAACUUUGAGAUGAUAACUCUGUUGUGUAAAGAUGGUGAAAUGUUUCUGGCUAAUCUUCGACGGGAAGCCAUAGGAAGAAUGAGUUUGGGAAGGGCCUGGAAAUCUUUUGCUAAAGCAAACAGCUUAAAGACUGGUGAAUCCUUUGCAUUGGAGAUAAUAUGGAAGUACAAAACUCCUAUGCUCAGUUUUCUUCAUACAGUUCCUAGCAGUGAUAGAAGGCAACAAGAAGAUUACCGUUCAGAACCUAUCAGUGGAAGCAACAAUAGAGAGGUGCGAAACAAGAGUCGAUAUACAUACGGUUUUGUAGAUCUCGAACCCAAGUUUCCAGAACUUCUUUCAGUUGUCGAAUCAGAGGUUCAGUUGCCAAUUCAGUAUCAAUCCGUUUUUCAGCCAAAUUCAGGUGUGGAUGGAGACCUCGAAUAG